This is a messenger RNA of Cicer arietinum (chickpea), 2278 nucleotides long. The record is from RefSeq and is a predicted model, not a curated record. NCBI's taxonomy places the organism in Eukaryota, Viridiplantae, Streptophyta, Magnoliopsida, Fabales, Fabaceae.
GCAAAUACGCGGCGCAUUGUUCUUUCAAGUUUUUUGCCUUAGAAUUUCUACAUCAUGUUGUCUAAUGCAAAAUGGACGAGGUAUAACUAGUUUAGUUUGGGAAAGCUAAGUAUCAAAUUCAAUUUCCUUAAAUAUAUGAAAAACUCAUUGUAAAAGCUAGCAACCUUCUAAUAAGAUUCUCCACACUAGAAGAGCACAAAGUAUAGUUGUUUUUGUUUAGUAUCAUGGAAUUCAAUGAAGAAAAAGGGCAGUUAGAAGAUUACACUCAAGAUGGCACAGUAGAUUUACAAGGUAGACCUAUUCAAAGAUCAAAAACUGGAAGAUGGAAAGCUUGUUACUUCCUUGGUAUGAAUUGUUCGAGAGGAUGGCUUAUCACGGAAUAUCAACAAAUUUAGUAGUUUAUUUAACAAAUAAACUCCAUCAAGGUACUGUGGAAGCUUCAAACAAUAUUAGCAACUGGGGAGGUUCGGUGUGGAUCAUGCCGCUUGUAGGAGCUUACGUGGCUGAUGCUUAUCUUGGCCGAUAUUGGACAUUUGUAUUUGCAUCAUGUAUUUAUCUCUUGGGAAUGUGUUUGUUGACUCUCUCGGUUUCACUACCAUCACUUAGACCACCUGAAUGUGAUAAAGGCAUCGAAUAUAAAAAUUGUCCCAAGGCAUCAAUGUUGCAAAAGGGUAUUUUCUUUCUUGCCUUGUACAUCAUUGUCUUAGGUACAGGGGGAACCAAACCAAACAUUUCUACAAUGGGAGCAGACCAAUUUGAUGACUUCGAUCCCAAAGAGAAAUCUCAUAAACUUUCCUUCUUCAAUUGGUGGUAUUUUAGCAUUUUGAUAGGUGUCCUUUUUUCUACCACUCUAUUUGUUUACAUACAAGACAAUGUAGGUUGGACCCUUGGAUAUGGUCUUCCAACCAUUGGGCUCGCAUUUUCAAUUUUGGUGUUUCUAUUAGGAACACCAUUUUAUAGACACAAAUUGCCCCCAGGGAGCCCAAUAACCCGAAUGCUUCAAGUCUUUGUAGCUGCUUUGAGAAAAUGGAAGACACAUAUCCCAGAAGAUGCAAAUGAGCUACAUGAGUUAAGUAUGGAGGAGUAUGCAUGUAAUGGUAGAAUCAAAAUUGCUCAUACUUCUUUCUUCAGUUUCCUUGACAAAGCAGCUAUAAAGACCGGACAUAAUUCAUCUUGGAUGCUUUGUACAGUGACACAAAUUGAGGAAACUAAGCAAAUGUCAAAAUUGAUUCCUAUUUUGAUUUUUUCAAUUAUUCCAAGUAUCUUUGGAAUGCACAUUGGCACACUCUUCAUUAAACAAGGCAUGACAUUAGAUAAAAGAAUGGGACCUCAUUUUAAUUUUUCUCCAGCAAGUCUCUCAGCAGUUACAAUUGUCUUCAUGAUGAUAGGUAUUGCAGUCUACGAUUGUAUUUUUGUUCCUGUGAUUCGACGCUACACUAAAAAUCCUAGAGGAAUCACAAUACUACAAAGAAUAGAAAUUGGUCUUGUAUUGAACAUCAUUAUAUUGGUCAUUGCAAGCUUGGUUGAGAGAAUAAGACUCAAUGUUGCAAGAGAAAACAACCUCUUAGGCAUGCAUGAUACAAUCCCUCUUACUAUUUUCAUCCUUCUCCCUCAAUAUGCCUUGUCAGGAAUUUCAGACAACUUUAUUGAAAUUGCUAAGAUGGAAUUCUUCUACGAUCAAGCACCAGAAAACAUGAAGAGUCUAGGAACAGCAUUUUCUACAGCCACAUAUGGUUUAGGAGGUUUUCUUAGUACUUUUAUUCUAUCAGCUGUUGCUGAUAUCACUCAAAGACAUGGUCGUAGUGGUUGGAUUUUGGAUAACUUAAAUGUAUCUCAUUUAGAUUAUUAUUAUGCAUUUGUUGCUGCAUUAAACAUCGUCAACUUCCUUGGCUUUGUUGUUGUUGCCAAAUUCUUUGUAUAUAAUGAUGUAAAACAGAGCAAAACUAGCUUGGAGAUGCACACUACUUCAUCUAAGGACAAUGCGAGAUUAAGCCAAAGCACUUCACAACUAGAUGCCAAAUCCUAGAGAAAUAUGACGGUUAUUUGAUCAUAUAUUUUUAUUAAAAAAAUCAAUAUUUAGAGAAUAUCAAGUGGGGAAAAAAAAGUUCACAAGUGAAUGAUUAUUUAUAAAUGUAAAAUUUACUUUGAAUUUUGUCAUACUCACAAGUAAAUUAUGGAUAUAAUCAAUAUGAUUAUUAACAUUAUGUAAACCUUAAGACAUCACUCCUUCUGUUUGAUAUAAUCAAAAAAUAAAGAGCUUCACGUUGUCUUGUUGGAA